CGGAUAGCUCCUGAGCUCGAUCUCGGGUCGCGCACAGCUGCUCUCCCCUUCCUCCCGCUCAGCUCGCUCUUCGGUGCUGCUCUCGAUCGUCGUCUCGCUCCAUCACCGGCGGUCGCUUAGCCUCCGCGAUCCCGGCCGGUGGUCUUCUUCGCCGCAUUAUCUCUCUCUCUCUCUCUCUAACACAAGGACGAUGUCGAGCCGGAGGUCCCGCGCGUCGACGGUCUCGGAGGAGGAGAUCAACGAGCUUAUCUCGAGGCUGCAGACGCUGCUCCCCAGCGCGCGCCGCCGUGGCGGCAGCCAGGCGUCGACGACGAAGCUGCUCAAGGAGACCUGCAGCUACAUCAAGAGCCUGCACCGGGAGGUGGACGAUCUGAGCGACCGCCUGUCGGACCUCAUGGCCAGCAUGGACCACAACAGCCCCGGCGCCGAGAUCAUCCGCAGCCUCCUCCGCUAGCCCAAGUCCGUCCGUCCGGCCAUGGCGUGACGGCCGGCCUCUCGCCAUCGCCAGAUCUCAGCGCAUUGCCGAGUGUGUGUGUGUGUACCACAUAUAGCAGCUGAAUAUACCCAAGGACGACGUACGCCGACGACAGGCUAAGGCUGGUUUAUUAAUUGGUAGGGCAUUAUUAAGUACUACUCCGUAUUAACUAGGGCUGCCUAGCUUAAGUAUGGUUUCUCUCUCUUCCACUCUUGGCUGUUUGUUUCCUUGCUAUACUCUCCUAGUAGCUUAGCUCCUUUUCCAUUUGUUUGUACUUGGCUGCUUCGUCCCAUGUUCGUCGUCGUCGUCGUGGUGGUGGUGUAAACCUAUGUGUGUGGUCUGGAUCGAGUUGUUUCCUCCUUGACAGACAACCGACCAACCCCGAUCGAUCUGUCAACUUGUACUACGUACGUACUGGUAAUAUAUCAAUAUCUA
Molecule: messenger RNA, 910 nt
Organism: Zea mays
Lineage: Eukaryota; Viridiplantae; Streptophyta; Magnoliopsida; Poales; Poaceae
Exons: 2
Coding region: 191-454 (87 amino acids)
Biological process (GO): regulation of growth; regulation of DNA-templated transcription
Molecular function (GO): protein dimerization activity
Source: RefSeq, marked validated